AUUUGGACAAAAGGACCAUGGCCCACACUUUCCUGGCCAGUUUUACAAGUUGAUGAGCUAUAAGAUGCCUCAUCCAAUUUUCUUUGUCAGCCAACCAUCUCAACACUCCCCUUAUCCAUUGCUCUCAUAUUCACCUCACAAAAAAUAAUAUCCCAUGUUCACCCUUUUAUUAUCUCUCUACUUUGGCAAACUUAAAGCACUCCACAAGCCAUCACAACCAGGUUGGUGGUCAGAAAACAAUGGCAACAAUGACAACAUUCUCUGCAGCAACAGUAAGUUCAGCAGCCAUUGUAGGCACAGGCAGAAACUCUUUCCAGAAAGGAACCAAAGUGAAGUACAUUAGUGGAUUGAAUUCAUUUGGAGGGCUUAAGGCAAAUAACCAUGUUGCCUCAUUAGGUCUCCCUAUGUCCACUGAACAAUCUUUUGCAAAGAUUGUUAGCUCGUUAAAAACCCCAUCAUCACAAGCCAAUGGUGGAGCUUUGUCCUCUACCUGCAAUGCUGCUCUUGAGAUUUUCAGGAUUGCUUCCAUUAUUCCUGGCUUGGUUCUUGUUGGAGUUGCUGUUGGAUUCGUCCUCCUCCGAAUUGAAGCUACUGUAGAGGAAUCUGAAUGAAACUUUGGUCUGUUAAACAUUUUCUUUUUUCCUGCAUCAAGAUUCACUCUCUUUAAUUCCUAUAAUCCUCUGUUUUGAUGUAGAAUUGAUUUGUUUUGGAUAUAUAUGUUAAACUAAUGAACUAUGAGUUCUUCCAGAAACUUUAA
Messenger RNA from Solanum dulcamara, 757 nucleotides. RefSeq lists its product as uncharacterized. The transcript is spliced from 2 exons. Gene Ontology annotation, cellular component: cytochrome b6f complex. NCBI's taxonomy places the organism in Eukaryota, Viridiplantae, Streptophyta, Magnoliopsida, Solanales, Solanaceae. The record is from RefSeq and is a predicted model, not a curated record. Bases 240 to 611 code for a protein of 123 amino acids.